Messenger RNA from Alternaria burnsii, 153 nucleotides. RefSeq lists its product as uncharacterized. The record is from RefSeq and is a predicted model, not a curated record. Lineage: Eukaryota; Fungi; Ascomycota; Dothideomycetes; Pleosporales; Pleosporaceae. The transcript has 2 exons. Bases 1 to 153 code for a protein of 50 amino acids.
AUGAGGCCACAGUUCCCUUACGACCGCUCACUUGCACAGCCUCCUAGUCGUUACGGGUACAUGCGGCUUCAUGAUGAAUGGUUCGCACAGGAACGACGGACUCCGGAACAUCUACGCGAGACCAACAGUCUUGACGUUGCUUGGUUCUUCUGA